GAGGAGGAGGAGGGAAGGGCCUGCGCUUGGCUGCUUGGAGCCCCUGCCGGGCUUGCCUGUGCCCAGCACAGUGUAUGGGGCAGCCAGGUGCUCCCCACACAGCCCACAACCCCAGUGGGGGAAGCAGCGCAGCCGUCCUGGUGACUUGAAGCAAGAGCCGCCCCUCGGCUUCCUCUCCGCUCAGCAAGACCCGCUCGUUCUCCCCAUGCAAGCUGCCUCUCCCCCGGGCACCACGGAGACGAUGGACAAAGGCCCAGAGGGCGCCAUGGUGGCCUGCCCGCUUGUCGCCCCCAGCCCCCGCUUCAUCUGCAUCACGGCCAAGGCUCCCAAGGCCAGCGCCCAGUUUGUGAUCCCAGAGACCAGCACCAUCCUGCAGUUCAAGGAGGAGCUCUCCAAGCACUUCCGCUGCGAGACCCAGCAGCUGGUGCUGGUCUUCUUUGGGAGGAUCUUGAAGGACCAAGACACCCUCCGGCAGUACGGGAUCAGCGACGGGAUGACCGUCCACCUGGUGAUCAGGCCCCAGAAGAGAGACCCGGAUGAGCUGACUCAGCAGCCCUACAGGCCCAGGCGCCCUGCGGCUGCUGCUGCUGACAUGCCAGCAUCCGGUGGCAACCUUGCCUCCCCCACCUUUAGCCCAGGUCUGCUGAAUGUGUGGGGCCCCGCAGAGGUGAGCCCCACGAGCACAGAGUGGCAGCUGGUGCCCACCUCGGAGAUGAUCAUCCAGAAGGUGCGGCAAGUGAUUUUAGCCAACCCCGAGGUCCAGCAGCUGGCCCAGCAGGCGCCUGCCAUCAGCCACAUCCUCAACAACAUGGACAUUAUGAGGGUGAUCCUGGACAAGAUGAGGGAGAUCAUGGACCUGGCGCGGAACCCUGACCUGAUACAGGACCUGAAGAGCCAGGACCAAACCCUGACCAGCCUCCGGAGCAGCAUUCCCGGCGGGGACAACCCGCUACGGCAACUGAACAGUGAGAUCCAGGAGCCCAGCAUGAACCCAGCCCCGGACCUCUUUGUCUCCAACUCUUUCGCCACCUUGGGGCGGAACCCCGGCUCAGAGCAGGCGAGUGGCCAGAGCAGCCCGGGACCCCCCCUGGCCCUCCCCACUCACCUGGGCUCCCUUCCUGUCUCCCACAGCUGCACCAGCCUCUGCCCCAGCAGCAUGUGCAGCGAGGAAGGUGGCCCCUUCCACCCCCUGGCCAGCCCCCUGGGGCACAGCUCGGCCACCGCCCACUUCCUGUCCCCCUCGGAGGAGGAGGAGAGGGCCUUCCGCGUGGGAGGAGGCGCCCAGAGCCCAGAAGCUGCGGAGAUCCCCCAGCUGAUUGUCGACCUGUGCAACGCGUACACCAAGCGCAUGAUGUUCUCCCUCAUGCAGAAUGCCCUGCAGGCCGCCCAGGGGGCCCAGCCGGAGCCGAUGAGCCCGCAGCUCCUCCUGCGCUUCUCCCAGCAGAUGCAGAGCCCCGAGAUGGCGGCUGCCAUGUCCAACCCCAAGGCCAUCCAGGCCUGGGUGCAGAUGGAGCAGGGCCUGCAGACCCUGGCCGCAGAAGCCCCCGUGCUCAUCCCCUGGUUCCUGCUGCGCCUGCGAGGGCUGGGCUACUCUGCCGCAGGGAGCCCCGCCAGGCUCGGGGAUCCCUCCUGCCUGGAAUCCGCCGUGGCCGAAUAGGGGGCCAGCUGCCCCCGUCGCCUCCCCUGCGUGGGCUGCAGGUUGCCGCCAGGAGGAGCCUGCAGCAGUCCCCGUCCUGCCACCGGAAGGAGUGGCCCGUGGGGCGGCGUGGCUGGCGUGACAGGAGGCAGGAGCCGCGAUGGGCCGGAAGCCAGAGGCGUCCCAGCUGGAGGGGGGGGUGGCGGCCGCUCGGUGUGAUAAAGAGAAGCCAGCAGUG
This is a messenger RNA of Hemicordylus capensis (graceful crag lizard), 1874 nucleotides long. RefSeq names its product ubiquilin-1-like. The coding region runs from base 206 to 1657 and encodes 483 amino acids. The record is from RefSeq and is a predicted model, not a curated record. Gene Ontology annotation, molecular function: polyubiquitin modification-dependent protein binding. Gene Ontology annotation, biological process: ubiquitin-dependent protein catabolic process. Gene Ontology annotation, cellular component: cytosol. The transcript has a single exon. NCBI's taxonomy places the organism in Eukaryota, Metazoa, Chordata, Lepidosauria, Squamata, Cordylidae.